Fulvia fulva is the source of this 588-nucleotide messenger RNA. RefSeq names its product Hydroxylase/desaturase CTB9. Bases 1 to 588 code for a protein of 195 amino acids. Lineage: Eukaryota; Fungi; Ascomycota; Dothideomycetes; Mycosphaerellales; Mycosphaerellaceae. Gene Ontology annotation, molecular function: oxidoreductase activity. The record is from RefSeq and is a predicted model, not a curated record. The transcript is spliced from 4 exons.
AUGCUGAAAGAGCUGACUGGUGCGAGUCAUGUGUACGUCUUCUCGCAUGUUGUUCGUAAGGAUUCGCAUCGGGAGGCUUUAGAUAUGCCCAAGGAGCUCAGGGACGAUGAGCCGAUACCACUUGCAACACCAGCAAUGUUUGCGCACAUCGAUUACUCCAUCUACAUCGGCUCCCGUACCGUGCUCUGCACAGUCUGCGAUGCCCGCACAGUGCCCGAUUCAGACCUACGUGAGAUCACGCUCAAGAUUCCCACGCAGCUCCCCGCCAAUUACUAUACACUGCGUACAGGCAUACCCAACAGUCCCUACGGGCCCGAAAAGGACGAUCUGACGAGGGAGAAGCCCAAUCAGAAGCUCUGGCAGGUGGCGGCUAACCCGGGACAUAAGUGGUACUGGCCGAGUGGUAUGAAGCAGGAUGAGGUCCUGUUGAUCAAGUGUUUUGACUCCAGGACGGAUGUCGCAAGACGUGCACCGCAUUGCGCCAUUCAGACGCCGAUGGAUCAGGGUCCACCUGGAGAGAGCAUUGAAGUGAGGUGCCUCGUGGUUUGGGAGGAUCAGGUGCCGAAUGACGAGAGAGCAAUGCUGUAG